Molecule: messenger RNA, 735 nt
Organism: Anisakis simplex (herring worm)
Lineage: Eukaryota; Metazoa; Nematoda; Chromadorea; Rhabditida; Anisakidae
Source: the annotation of a GenBank genome assembly
AUGGCACGUAAACUAUCGGCAAAUAGAGGCGCAUUUGACACUUCAACCUCAAAUCCAUGUCGUUUUGGCGCAAACAAUAAGCUUCGCAAUUUUUCGAAUGUCUUCUAUGGUGGAGCAAUGAUUGCACCACAAAAGAGAACUGCAAGUGCGCCUGUGAAACAAUCGCCGAUCAAUUGGAAUCGGACUCUUCCUAUGUCAUACCAGUCAUUACUAACAACAACAACACAACAUCCACCACAAUCCACUUCAUCACAAAGCUGUAACAAAAAGGAAAUUAUACAAAAAGAACACGACCGACUAAAGCAAAUCAUCAACAACAGAACGCAUAUGGCUGGUGUGCAGAAUUUGUUGAAAUAUUAUUCGAAACAUGAUAAAUCGACGACUGGUAACGGUGCAGCAACUUGUUCGUCAGCAGAGAAACCACAGCCAGCCAGUUCGUUGAAGGAGUUCAUUGAAAACGAGGCCAAACGUGAAGCGCUUAACAAAUACAAAACGCCAGUGUUGGGAAGAGGUCAACAGAAUGGUAUUAUUUCACUGUGUAGUCCAAAGAAGAGAGCAUCAGCCCGGCAAGAUGCUGCCGAACGAGCAAAGCAAAGAGCAAUCGCGGUCAUCCGUUCGAAAGGUGGUGUCGACAAACUUCAGCCGAAAUCUAAAGCCGAAUCGUCACGGAAACGUUUACGCGGUACAUUUUUCAGUCAAUACCUACGAAUCAAAAUGUUUUUGUUACUAUUUUAA